CAAUAUAAAUCGGACUCAACACCAAAAAGCAAACAUACUCAUUCAAAAACCGCACCAGAAGUUUUCGUUCUUGUUAGUAACAAAUAAUAGAAUCUAUACUGUAGACAGACGUUCUACAUUAACUUUUGCAACUUUGGACUCGACAGCUUUUGAUUUCGAACAUGGUGGAUGAUUGCAGGGGAAACCUUAGUUGUGUGCAUUUGGCUUUGGCGCUCUUAGCCAAGCUGUUUGUGGCGAUCGUGCCGACGGCGCAGGUCGCCCCUGCGCAGUUACCGUGGACGAGAGUAGGGUUGGCUUCCACAGAUUACGUCAGGAAGCACGACGUGGCCAACGGCAACAUACGUACGGACAUUCACGACGUAUGUGUGCUUCGGCUGAAAGACCGUAUUGCGCUGCUUUGGGGGAAUUACCUGGUAAGAUACAGAUAGACGAACUGGACUGACUUAUGUUUUAAAAUUAAAUGUUGUCUGUUUGUGAUCAAUUUUGAGGGACAUCAGAGAAGCCAGUCUUGGGUUUUAGGCAAGAUGAUACAGGACCACGUAAAACACGCUUUUGAUAUAUAUAGCAAGUUUGGGUGGUCUCCGUCCUUUUGGGAAUAGAGUCCAGGGGACUUUUUCUAAAUUUCCAUUUGGCGAGGGAGUGCAAUGCAAUAAAUACGUGCACGGUAUUUUCAGCACGAAUUAUGUGUGUUUAUGUUUUCUGGGAAAUCGACUGCAUUUUUUGUGAAGCAAGUUUCGUAAUAAUUAUUGCAUGAGUAAUUUCGGAUAUUUUUAGGGAUUCGGCAUUGUUGAUAGCUAUUUAAGCCACUUGUUGGUCGACAUGUAACACUCCUAAGAAAGUUAUUGUAAAACGUCACUGUAGGAGAGCAGCCACGAGGAAAACACUGUAUUUGUUGCUGUUCUCGCUAUUCAGAAAAGAAUUGUUUCAAAGACUAGUCUGUUUACUUGUGCCACUUUUAACCAGAUAAAAGUGAUUUCGAGCGUGAUGGGUAAUUGUAGUGGCUACAGCAAGGCUACGUCGUCCAGCCUUGGGUGUCUGUUGCGCCUAGCCCUGCUCGGUGCCCUGUUCGUGGCCCACACCACCGGGCAGCCAACUUCGGUUUCCCUGCAAGUCAGUGAAGACGUCCCAGCAAGGAGCGACGGCCUUGGUGAUAUCUACUCGGACUAUGUGUUGGAGCUGAAAGGUCUGAUAAAUCCUUUCAUGGAGAACUUCAAGAAUUUUAGUUUGGAAAGUAACGGCAGUGGACAAGUUCUUUCGAACUCAGUGCUUAGGCCAUUCAACCUGAGCACGGACAAAAUGUGGACUUUGAUGUGUGAAAUCGAAGGGUACAUACCGUGGUUGCAGUGCGCCGGGGACCAGUUGCCCGAACUGUCAGAUGAUGCCGACAGGCUUGCUGGACUCAUCAGAACAACGGUGACUCUUCUACGCCGCGAGCUAACACCCAGUCAAAUGUGUGGAGAUCGAGCACGCGCCUUUUCGACCCCUCAACCCGACAUCCGGGACACAACGCCUGCCCCCCAAUCAGAGGUGGGCACUCGAAAUGUGCGCUACUGCCGACUGUGCGGUCAGCGGCUUAGGUUCACAAGAGUAAAGCGGCGCAAGCUGCCUUCUGUAUUAGACAAGAUGUCGCGUACCGUGGCCAAUCUGGAUUCUGAACUAAAGAAGCAGCAGGACGCCCUCUAUUGACAGACAUAAACAGUAACAUUUUGCAUAAAAUUGAUUGAUGUGAGUUUUUGUGGGAGUAAAAAAUGUUUUAUAUAAUAUACAUUAAUAGACAGGCAACGCAAGGCUCUAUUCGUAAGGUUGAUCAGGCACCGUGCCUUGGGCCUACAACAAUCCGGGAGCCUACGAAAAAUACAAGGGCCUCUAAGGAUGCCACAUUGCGCUUCCGUCUUUGAAUUUCUUCGAUUUGUGGAAAAGCUAAAACGAGCUAGUUCAUAGUUUAUUGCAUUACAUCACACAGCAUCAACACGAAAUGCGAGGCUCCAACCCUAACUAGCGCUUUGAAAUUGGUAGUUGUAUCUGUGAUUAGUACGGCCGUUUCACAAUAGUGCGCCACCAUUUUAGCAGUAGAACUAGAAGAUGAACAUGUAUUCGUUUUUGCA
This is a messenger RNA of Acanthaster planci (crown-of-thorns starfish), 2105 nucleotides long. RefSeq lists its product as uncharacterized. The record is from RefSeq and is a predicted model, not a curated record. NCBI's taxonomy places the organism in Eukaryota, Metazoa, Echinodermata, Asteroidea, Valvatida, Acanthasteridae.